AUGGAUUCUCGGAACAUCAACGUCCUGGUCACUACCUUUGGUGGUCUGGGCAUUCCCUCUACUCUGGCGGUGCCAGUGCCUCCCUCCACCUCCAUAUCAGAACUCCGUGAAGAGAUUCUUGAUCGCCUGCCAGUCACUGAUAGCCGACUCAUCAUCACAACCAUAUCAAAUCGGCAACUACCUGAAGUUUCAGCAGCACCCAUAUCCACAUAUCUGUCUAGCAGUGAGGAUCAUUUUCUCUCGUUGCGCCUGGCGGUUCCGCUAUGUGGUGGAAAAGGUGGUUUCGGCUCUCAGUUGCGAGCCGCCGGUGGCCGCAUGUCAUCUCGCAAGAAGAAAAACCAAGAAGAUCAUGGCUCCAGCAGGAACUUGGACGGCCGCAGACUAAGGACCGUGAAUGAGGCAAAGGCCCUGGCUGAAUAUCUGGCCAUCAAACCAGAAAUGGACAAGAAAGAAAAAGAAAAGCGCCGUGAGCGCUGGGAGCAGAUCGUUCAAGCGUCUGAGGAGAAGCAAGCGCAAAUCAGAAGCGGAGGCCAAGUCCGCUUGGACGGCAAAUGGGUCGAGGACAAGGAGGAGAGCAGCGAGAGAACCCGAGAGGCUGUGGCGGCAGCAAUCAAAGCUGGCAACUACCGCGAUAAUCUCUUCAGCACAUCUCAUGGCUCAACUUCUAGUGAGCAGCUUGAGGAACAAGCAAGUUCGGAAGAGGACAAGUCCAGCUCCAAUGGGUCAUCUCCCGCGGAAGCUGCUGGAUCUUUGUCAAAGGGCAAAUCCCGGGCCUUUUACUGUUUUGACGAGGACGACGAGUUUAUGAGUUCGUCGGAUGAUGAGGCUGAUACAUGA
Messenger RNA from Ustilaginoidea virens, 837 nucleotides. RefSeq lists its product as uncharacterized. Lineage: Eukaryota; Fungi; Ascomycota; Sordariomycetes; Hypocreales; Clavicipitaceae. Gene Ontology annotation, cellular component: nucleus. The record is from RefSeq and is a predicted model, not a curated record. The transcript has a single exon. The coding region runs from base 1 to 837 and encodes 278 amino acids.